UGACAGUGAAGAGCCAGGCAGUCUGACCCAUGAUAGGAGGGAGCCAAGUGAAGAGCCAGCCAGUCUGAGCCAUGAUAGGAGGAAGCCAAGUGAAGAGCCAGCCAGUCUGACCCAUGAGUCCAUGUCAACUGCUGACAGUGAAGAGCCAGGCAGUCUGACCCAUGAUAGGAGGGAGCCAAGUGAAGAGCCAGCCAGUCUGACCCAUGAUAGGAGGGAGCCAAGUGAAGAGCCAGCCAGUCUGACCCAUGAGUCCAUGUCAACUGCUGCCAGUGAAGGGCCAGCCAGUCUGACCCAUGAUGAAAUGAGGCAGCCAAAUCCUCAAGGGACAGGGACAAGAAAAGGAAUGAAACGAAAGUGGGCCAGCGAAGAGAACAUAUGUUUCAUGAACUUUUUUAGAGAUGAAUUAAGAGAAAAAAAAAUGCCAUCUGGCUCAAAAAUAAUGGGGUCCCUAAAAAUACUUACCGGAAGAACAGUGGCCCAGAUAAGGGCAAGGGUCCAUAACAUUAUUAUGGAAAAACAAAAAUGGAAAAAGAAUUGUUGAACUGUGGAAUAUGUUUAUGCCCCUGGUAGGGUGGCAUAUAGCAGUUGAACUGUCCGUCAGUCAGUCAGUCUGUCCAUCUGGCCGAAAACUUAUAUGGCCAUAACUUUUUCAAUAUUGAACAUAGCAACUUGAUAUUUAUACCCCUAUUACAAUUGGUAAUGGGGGCUAUAUAGGAGUCACGUUUGUCGGUCUGUCCCGAUAUUUCAUCCGAUCUUCACCAAACUUGGUCAGUAGUUGUAUGUAGAUAAUGUCUAGAUCAAGUUUGAAUAUGGGUCAUGCCAGGUCAAAAACUAGGUCAUGGGGUCACUUAGUAUGUUUUAAACUGUAAGUUUGUACGGACCAUAGCUAUGUUAUUUAUCGUUACAUUUUUAAAUGACUCGGUACAUUUGUUCACCAUCAUGGAACGGUGUGUCGCGUUAAAAGAAAUUACGUCAAUAUCUCAAAGGUCAAGGUCACACUUGGGAGUUCAAAGGUCAAAUGCUUGUCCGGGCCAUAGCUUUGUUUUUUAUUGUGAGAUUUUAAAAUCAUUUGGCACAUUUGUUCACCAUCAUUGAACAGUGUGUCGGGCGAAAGAAUUACGUCGAUAUUUCCAAGAACAAGGGCACAAUUUGAGUUUAAAGGUAAAAAAUGGCCAUAAUUGAGCUUGUCUGGGCAAUAACUAUGUUGUUUAUUGUGCGAUUUUAAAAUCGUUGGCUCUUUUGUUCACCAUCAUUUGACAGUGUGUCGCGCGAAAGAAUUACGUCGAUAUCUUCAAACUCAAAGUUGUAGUUUUAGUUCAAAGGUCAAAAAUGGCAAUAAAUUAUCUUGUCUGGGCCAUAAAUAUGUCAUUCAUUGUAAGAUUUUAAAAUGACUCUGUACAUCAAUUUUGUUCAAAGUCAUUGGAAGGCUUGUCAUGUGAAACAAUUCAAGAGUUCAAAGGUAAAAAUGGCUAUAAAUGAUAAUGGCAUAAUGAUUCUUAAAAAAUCGCCAUAAAUUGUAUUAUCUUGUUUUGUGAAGACAGCAUACAAAAUAGUCUGUGUCAAUGCGUUAUGUGGGGGUAUAUGUCACGUCUGUGACAAAGCUCCAGUUGGCAUGCAUGUGCAUCUUGUGAAGCUGCACAUAUUGAGUGGUGAAAAGUGAAGGUCAAGGUAAUCCUUCAAGGUUAAAUGUUAAAUAUAUUGCUUCUGUCCGUCCGUCUGAAAACUUUAAAAUUGGCCAUAACUUUUGAGCUCACCUGAGUGCAACAUGCUCAUGGUGAGCUUUUGUGAUUGCCUUUUGUCCGUUGUGCGUUGUAUGUCGUCAACAUUUUGCCUUGUGAACACUCUAGAUGCCACAUUUAUUGUCUGAUCUUCAUGAAAUUUUGCAGAACAUUUGUCACAUUGAUACCUCGACUGAGUUCGAAACUGGGUCAUGCUGGGUCAAAAAUUAGGUCACUAGGUCAAAAAAACAACAAAAAAACUUGUGAACACUGUAGAAGUCCAAUCUUCAUGUAACUUUGUCAAAAUGUUUGUCUAAAUGAUAUUUUGGUUUAGUUAAAAAUUGGUUCCGGUCCGUUGAAAAACAUGGCCGCCAGGGGUGGGGCAGUUUUCCUUAUAUGGCUAUAGAGAAACCUUGUGAACACUUUAGAAGUCAAAAUGUUUGCCUAAUCAUCAUGAAACUUGGUCAAAACAUUGGUUUUAUUUAUAUUUUGGACGAGUUUGAAAAUGGUCCAGAUCAGUGAAAAAACAUGGCCGCCAAGGGGCGGGGGAGUUUUCCUUAUGUCUUUAGUUAAACAUUGCUAACACUCUGGAGGCCACAUUUAUUGUCCAUUCUUCAUGAAAUUUGGUCAGAAGUUUGGUCUCAAUGAUAUCUUAGACGAGCUGAAAAUGGUUACGUUUGCUUGAAAAACAUGGCUGCCAAAGGGCGGGGCAUUUUUCCUUAUAUGGCUAUAUAUGGCUAUAGUAAAAUCUUGUUAACACUCUUGAGGCCACAUUUAUUUUCCGAUCUUCAUGAAACUUGGUCAGAAUAUUCAUCCCAAAAAAUAUCGUAGACAAGUUAAAAAAUGAUGCUGGUUGGUUGAAAAACAUGUCCGCCAGGGGGUGGGGCAUUUUACCUUAUAUGGCUAUAGUAAAACUUUGUUAACACUCUAUAGGCCACAUUUAUUUUCUUAUCUUCAUGAAACUUGGUCAGAAGAUUUGUCCUAAUGAUAUCUUGGAUUAGUUCAAAAAUAGUUUCGUUUGCUUAAAAAACAUGGCCACCAGGGGGCGGGGCAUUUUUCCUAAUAUGGUUAUGUAUCAUGCUUUACUAAAACAUUGUAAACACUCUGUAGGCCACAUUUAUUUUCCGAUUAUUAUGAAACUUGGUCAGAUGAUUUGUCCUAAUGAUAUCUUGGAUGAGUUCAAAAAUGGUUCUAGUUGGUGGAAAAACAUGGCCACUAAGGGGGCGUGGUAUUUUUCCUUAUAUGGCUAAGUAAAACCCUGUUAAAACUCUAGAAGCCAUAUUUAUUGUACGAUCAUCAUGACACUUUGUCAGAAGAUUUGUCCCAAUGAUAUUUGGACAAGUUUGAAAUUGGUUCCAGUUGCUAAGAAAAACAUGGCCACCAGUGGGCGGGGCAUUUUUCCUUAUAUGGACUUAUGAAUCUUCUUGAAACUUUGUCAGUAUAUUAGUUUAAAUGAUAUCUUGGAUGUGUUUUUCACGUUGACAUUUGAAGCUUUAACUUUGUAUGAUUCUAAAUAUGUGUCAAUGCUGUCAGUUGAAUUUUGAAAUAUGAAGUUUUACAUUUUUUGUAGAUUAAAUAAUUUGUAAAAUGUUGCAGUUUCGUCAAUCAGUUUUAUAAGAUAUUGAGCUUUAAAUAUGAUGCAGAUUGUAAGAUUCUUAAUAUCUUUCAAUAUUGUGGAUAAGUUUUUGAGAUAUCAAGCUUUGAGUUUUAUGCAAAUUGUAUGAUUUUAAAAUGUUUUAAUGGUGUUGAUCAGUGUAAUGAAGAUUGCAUAAUUUUUAUGUUUUAAUUCUGUCUAUUGGUUUUCAAAAUGAAAGACUUUGAUUUUGUAAGUGCACUUUUAUCUCCUGAAAGAUUCUUUUCUAGUGUUUAGUUUAUAUUUUAAGGCUGUUUGCAAACUCGAAGUGAAAACAGUUCUAAUACAAUUUGGUAAGGACAUGACAUUGCAUAUCUGAUUUUAAAAUGUACUUUGCUGGCAACGUGUAAUUUUCUGAAAUGUCUUAGUAAGACUGUUGUUUGCAAUCAAAAGGUCUGUGCUUCAAAUACAGGGUAAUGCAUGUUUUUUGUCCAAAUUUAUGGCGAUUCAGACAUUGUUCUAUGUAAAUUUGGGGUUUGCUUGAAGGUUCAGUCUAUUUUUAUGUCCCUCACUAUAGUAGUGGGGGACAUAUUGUUUUUGUCCUGUCUGUUGGUUGGUUGGUUGAUCUGUUUACGCCAACUUUAACAUUUGCAAUAACUUUUGCAAUAUUGAAGAUAGCAACUUGAUAUUUGGCAUGCAUAUGUAUCUCAUAGAGCUGCACAUUUUAAUUUUCUGAAAGGUCAAGGUCAGAGGUCAAAUAUAUGUGGCCAAAAUCGCUCAUUUUAUGAAUACUUUUGCAAUAUUGAAGAUAGCAACUUCAUAUUUGGCAAGCAUGUGUAUCUCAUGGAGCUGCACAUUUUGAGUGGUGAAAGGUCAAGGUCAUAAUUCAAUGUCAUAGGUCGAAUAUAUGGCUUCAAAGCGGCGCAGUAAGGGGGAUUGUGUUUUACGAACACAGCUCUUGUUGUUAACUGCCUUUUUAGUCCCUUACCAGUGUUUCACUAAAGUCCGUGUACUUUGGACUCAUUUAAAGUUGACAUUUGAAGCUUUAACUUUGUAUGAUUCUAAAUAUGUGUCAAUGCUGUCGGUUGAAUUUUGAAAUAUGAAGUUUUUCAUUUUUUGUAGAUUAAAUAAUUUGUAAAAUGUUGCAGUUUAGUCAAUCAGUUUUAUAAGAUAUUGAGCUUUAGUUAUGAUGCAGAUUGUAAGAUUCUUAAUAUCUUUCAAUAUUGUGGAUAAGUUUUUGAGAUAUCAAGCUUUGAAUUUUAUGCAAAUUGUAUGAUUUAAAAUGUUUUAAUUUGUUGAUCAGUGUACUGAAGAUUGUAUACUUUUUAUAUGUUAUAAUUCUGUCUAUUGGUUUUCAAAAUGAAAGACUUUGAUUUUGUAAGUGCACUUUUAUCUCAUUAUGCCCCCCUUCGAAGAAGAGGGGGUAUAUUGCUUUGCUCAUGUCGGUCGGUCUGUCGGUAUGUCAGUUUGUCGGUCCGUCCACCAGGUGGUUGUCAGACGAUAACUCAAGAACGCUUGGGCCUAGGAUCAUGAAACUCCAUAGGUACAUUGAUCAUGACUCGCAGAUGACCCCUAUUGAUUUUGAGGUCAAAGGUCAAGGUCACGGUGACCCAAAAUAGUAAAAUGGUUUCCGGAUGAUAACUCAAAAAUUCAUACGCCUAGGAUCAUGAAACUUCAUGGCUAGAUUGAUCAUGACUUGCAGAUGACCCCUAUUGAUUUUGAGGUCACUAGGUCAAAGGUCAAGGUCACGGUGAC
This is a messenger RNA of Dreissena polymorpha, 5046 nucleotides long. RefSeq lists its product as uncharacterized. The transcript is spliced from 4 exons. The coding region runs from base 122 to 541 and encodes 139 amino acids. The record is from RefSeq and is a predicted model, not a curated record. Lineage: Eukaryota; Metazoa; Mollusca; Bivalvia; Myida; Dreissenidae.